CCCAUGGAAUAAUCCGCCUCCUUGCAAAACCGUACUGUUAUUGAUGUAACACACGCUUUGAUAAGGAGUAGAUAGUUAACUCUAGUUUGUGGAGUUUGAUAAAUAGCUAGCUAUAACAUGGCAGUGAGCGCAGUUCACCUCGAAUCAGAUGCCUUUUUGGUUUGCAUGAAUCAUGCAUUAAGUACCGAGAAGGAGGAAGUAAUGGGACUCUGCAUCGGAGAGGUGGACACCAACCGCAUCGUCCACAUUCACUCUGUUAUUAUUCUGCGACGCUCAGACAAGAGGAAGGAUCGCGUGGAAAUCUCGCCUGAGCAGCUAUCUUCAGCUGCUACCGAAGCUGAGAGGUUGGCUGAUAUGACUGGACGGCCGAUGCGUGUAGUUGGUUGGUACCACUCUCACCCCCACAUCACUGUGUGGCCAUCACAUGUGGGUAAGAACCAGAGCACCCCUCUACCACAUCAGUUCCACAACUUUAGUUUUCACUGUCAUGGCAAACUGUUUCAGUUGGUGUGUCUGCGUCAUUCAUUUUCUACAACAGAUGUAAGGACACAGGCCAUGUACCAAAUGAUGGACCAGGGCUUUGUUGGGCUGAUAUUCUCCUGUUUCAUUGAGGAUAAGAACACAAAAACUGGUCGAGUUCUCUACACCUGCUUCCAGUCUGUACAAGCCCAGAAAGGCUCUGAGUACGAGAGAAUCGAGAUCCCAAUUCAUGUGGUCCCGCAUGAGGCCAUUGGGAAAGUGUGCCUUGAAUCAGCAGUAGAGCUCCCAAGAAUCCUCUGCCAGGAAGAGCAGGAUACCUACAGAAAGAUUCACAGCUUAACUCACCUGGAUCCGAUCACGAAGAUACACAAUGGCUCAGUGUUCACUAAGAACCUGUGCAGUCAGAUGUCUGCUGUGAGUGGUCCCCUGCUGCAGUGGCUGGAGGACCGUUUGGAGCAGAACAGACAGAGCGUCAUUGAGCUGCAGCUGGAUAAGGAGAGACUAACUCAGGAGCUGGCAACCAUGUGAGAGAGAAAGGACAUUGCACAGCUGUGAAUCCAUUUGCUCCAUGAGGGACCACCAUCCUGUCUGCGGGACAUAGAAGGCUUCCGCUCCACAGCUGAUCCAUGGUGGAGGCACUAUCAUGGAGGCCAGCUGCAAUAGCUUGCUUACAAACGUGUUUACAUAUCAUAACAACAGAUUUCAUAGACACUGUAUGUUGUCAAAGGAGGUCUUACCCAUUUUUACAGUAUAUCAUGACUUGUUAAAGUGCCCUUGGCUGUCUGAAAUGCAAAGUAUUACAACAUUACAAUCUCAAGAUAAAGAACAUACGCUGUAAGGAGGCUACUUGUUUACAUUUCAUUACCACAUCCAACAUCCCAUAUUCAGUGGGAUGGUAAAACUGCAUAGGGCCUCCCUUUCUCCCUUUAUAAAAUCACCAUGGUAGCUCUCUGACCCAACAGGGAGGAGAGUUAAACGAAAAAGAAGACACUGCUUUUAUGAGGGAAAUUUAGCCAUAAAUGAGAGCGGGUGUGAACACAGAGGUACCCUGAUGGGGAGGAGAGUCAGAGAGUUCAUGGUAGCAGUUAUAGCCUCAAUCCAGCCAAUAAUGAUUCAACACUGAUUGGGGCCUAAGUCUCAGGCUGCAAAAUAAUUGGGGAAAUGUUGUAUAGCAAGAAAGCAAACAAACAACAAACUUUGAACCAUUUGUCAUCUUCUGUUUCGAUCUUCUUUCAAAAUAAAUACAGUGGGCCCUGAGGGACCAAUAAAAACUGCACAAAGAGAGACACUCUGUGAGAAACCCAAGCACAUUAAAGAGAUUUUCUGGAAGUUUCAUAUAAUUUCAGCCAGUAGUUUUGAAAGUACAGAUCAAGAGCCAAAACGGCUCCCCGAAAAUGUUGCACAAUUGUGUACAACCCCAUCAUGUCAUUGUUCUCAAGCCUCUGUAGCGUGUGCCCAAAGAGAUAAAAAAAACUAUAUGGUGUUCCUGUGGUGUCCAUGUUGGGUGUGUAUGUUAGUCUCACCCCAUGCAACCUCUUUGGACAACACUGGGCCGACCUGAUCCCCGCCUCCCAUUUUAACCUGGCAAACUCAUUGGACAUCAUUCCACUUGCCAAUCAAUAUUGUCUAUCACGUUUGAUUGUUGCAGGCUAGUUCCUGACUUUCCGUAGUUGCAAGUAUGGUCUCAUCAGACUAGUACGGCAAACAAGCAAGUGAAUGUGAUUAUGUAUUUUUAUACAAUGGAAAAGUUAUAGUUAUAUGUUUGCAUUACAUUUCCUAUUCCUUGAAAGUUGUGUAUUGAUUAUAUAUAGCAUUUGCCUACAUGAUGAAUGAUGAUCGCUGGAAAUCAAUUGCAAUGUUGGAUUAUGACCCCAUACCUGUAUAAAAACAAAUAUGGCUGUCUAUCAAUAAUGACAAAACACCUGGCACUGAAGGCGGUGUAGCCUGAUGACUCAGGAUUAUGCAUGUCAGCUGCAACAGCAAGUAAAAUCAUUGCCACCCUUAA
Molecule: messenger RNA, 2485 nt
Organism: Oncorhynchus mykiss (rainbow trout)
Lineage: Eukaryota; Metazoa; Chordata; Actinopteri; Salmoniformes; Salmonidae
Source: RefSeq, a predicted model, not a curated record